Messenger RNA from Anolis sagrei ordinatus, 827 nucleotides. It is a transcript of the gene BATF, whose product is annotated as basic leucine zipper ATF-like transcription factor. The record is from RefSeq and is a predicted model, not a curated record. Gene Ontology annotation, molecular function: DNA-binding transcription factor activity, RNA polymerase II-specific; RNA polymerase II cis-regulatory region sequence-specific DNA binding. Gene Ontology annotation, cellular component: nucleus. NCBI's taxonomy places the organism in Eukaryota, Metazoa, Chordata, Lepidosauria, Squamata, Anolidae. Gene Ontology annotation, biological process: regulation of transcription by RNA polymerase II.
AGGGAGGAGGCAGGCUAUAGGGCAGCCCUGUGGCAGGAGGGAAAGUGACCCCAAAGCAGGCAAAGAAGGGAUCCAAAGAGAGCCAAAGAAGGAAAGGGAGCAGGAUCUCCGAGGCAGGGGGAGCCAUGCCCCAUAGCUCUGACAGCAGCGACUCCAGCAGCUUCAGCCAGGCGUCUUCCUCCUCCUACUCCAGCAAACAGGAUUCUUCUGAUGACAUGAGGAAAGUACAAAGAAGGGAAAAGAAUCGUAUUGCAGCUCAGAAGAGCCGGCAAAGACAGACACAAAAAGCAGAUACCUUGCACUUGGAGAGUGAAGACUUGGAGAGGCAGAAUGCUGCUCUGCGCCGGGAGAUCAAACAGCUGAGAGAGGAACUGACACACUUUACCACGGUGCUGAGUUUGCAUGAGACUCGCUGCUCCAUCCUCCACAUGCAGCCACCACCAGCACCUUCUGAAGUGCUUUAUACCCCACUUUCUUUCCCCCAGACCCACAUCAGCUCUCCAUGUUUCCAACCCUGACACCAACAUUUGGGACUGCAAAAAGUUUGCCAGCUUCGUUGUGUUUAGACAAUAUGUGUGAGCUCUCACAUACCUCAUCACUCUGGACAAUUUGGGGUAUUAUCAUGUCUCUGUUGACUGAAACAAGCUUGAAUAUAGCACGGAAAACAUCUAAGAUUUGCUCCUUGUGCAGAAACAGGGAAAGUUCCUGCACAGCACUUGCAGAGGCUCUGCAUCUUUGGAUCAGGAGGUAUCCAUGCAGCUAUUAUUUGCGCUCAAAGCCUUACCAAAGAGCCUUGAUAGACAUGUAUGCUAAAAGUGACAGAACAA